Molecule: messenger RNA, 975 nt
Organism: Hydatigera taeniaeformis
Lineage: Eukaryota; Metazoa; Platyhelminthes; Cestoda; Cyclophyllidea; Taeniidae
Source: the annotation of a GenBank genome assembly
UAUUACCAAAGGAGUUUGUGCUUCCGACUCCUCUUUAAUCCUUCUACGCUUCUGGAAUUGGAGGAGUCGACGAUAACGAAGCUAAACACAGUGUGUGGCUACGAAUUCACCUCAAAAUUCCACCGCAUGUAUGCGGACAUUCAACUAGCCGAAGGGAUGAAUAACAAUUUUCGCACACAUCUUCGCGAAAAGGGUCUCUCUUUCCCCUUCUCACACCACUGCCACGUGCUCACUGCAAGUUUUUUUCUUGAUAAUACCGCUUGUGUUGACGCUCUGACAUUAUCCAUCUCUACGUUGGGCACAAGCUAUGGAGGAUUUGCUGAGUUGAGCGACUUCUUAAGGCAAUUCGAGGCUUUUUACUCUACGUCCUACACUGGGCGUAACUUACGCUGGGUGUUGUCUUCCUGCACCGCGGAAGUUCGUCUUCUUUACGCCGAUCGACCCUACUCUCUUGUCAUGACGGCGCUGCAUGCAGCCACCAUGAUGCUCUUCGAGGCUCGCGAUGUUGACCAUAUGACUCUGAGCGCUCUGCAAACUGGUCUUCUGGGCGAUGCGGGCGCUGCAGCUGUUGCUGCCGCCGAGGCUGGGGGUCAUGAAACCCAGUCAUCUUCAGAGGACAUCAUGAAAAAGGCCGUGGCGCCCUUGCUUGAAGCGGGCUUCCUUCGGCUGUUAUCUUCUGAUGGACUUAAUCCCACCACUGUCUUCGAGGAUGACGCGAUUGUGGCACUAAACCGGGGUUUUACAAGUCGUCACACCAAAUUGAAGUUUAUAUAUUCUCCCCAGACUCUUUUAAACACUGCGACGGGACUUAAGACGUGCCAACACACUGACCUUGUUAAGGGUAUUAUUAAGUUGUCUAAGGGACGUUUCCAACCCCACAUCUCUCUCAUCAAACGCUGCAUUGAAACGCUGAUUGAAAAGGGUUAUCUUGAACGCAAUCCUAAUGACCCAGACCAGUACAACUAUAUGGCAUGA